GCGAGCGAGCAAGCAAGAAAGAAAGAGAGAGAGAGAGAGAGAGGGAUAGAGAAGAGAGGAGGAACGUAACAGAGAGGAUAUUACGUCUUACUCGUGUCAGCCUAUUGUCCACUAGGCUAUCACGUUCAAUAAAUUAUCCAGGAACAUUUCAAGACUCCUCUAAAAGUUUGUAUAGUUAAACAAAGAAACAAAAUAAAUUACAAAGAUGCCUGCUCGAUUCGAAGGUGUAAACAGUCCUAUCGUACGAGAGCCAAUCGUUUCGAAUGGUGUUUCCCAUAAUCUCAACGAGGAUAUUGUCAUAAGUGGUUUCUCAGGUCGUCUACCAGAAUCGUCAAAUAUAGAAGAAUUUAAAGCAAAAUUAUUCGAUGGAAUCGAUUUGGUCACAGACGAUGAACGUCGUUGGCCCUCCGGUCUAUAUGGUUUACCAACUAGAAGUGGUAAACUUAAGAAUCUCGAGUAUUUCGAUGCCACUUUCUUUGGUGUACAUGCUAAGCAGGCUCACGUAAUGGAUCCACAACUUCGAAUGCUCUUAGAAAUAACCCAUGAAGCUAUUAUCGAUGCUGGCAUCAAUCCUGUUUCAAUAAGGGGCACAAGAACUGGUGUAUUCAUAGGGGUUUCUUCAUCGGAAUCUGAUGAAUUUUGGACGAGAGAUCCAGAGAUGGUCAAUGGAUAUGGGUUGACUGGAUGUUGCCGGGCAAUGUUUCCAAACAGAAUUUCAUAUACCUUCGAUUUCCAAGGACCAAGUUAUGCAGUAGAUACAGCCUGUUCAUCUUCAUUAUACGCAAUGCAUCAAGCAAUAGCUUCAAUGAGAUCUGGAGAAUGUGAUUCAGCUAUAGUUGGUGGUUGUAAUUUACUUUUGAAGCCAACAAGUUCACUACAAUUUCACAGAUUAAACAUGUUAUCUCCGGAUGGUAUGUGCAAGGCUUUUGAUGCAGAUGGAAAGGGUUAUGUAAGGGCAGAAGCGGCUGUGGUUAUAUUUUUGCAAAAGUCGAAGGAUGCUCGUAGAGUUUAUGCCACUGUUGUUCAUUCUAAAACAAAUGUGGAUGGCAAUAAGAUCCAAGGAAUUACUUUUCCUAAUGGAGAUAUGCAGAAUAAGUUGAUGCAAGAAGUAUAUUCGGAAUGUGGCAUUAAUCCAGCCGAUGUUGCUUAUGUUGAAGCCCAUGGAACUGGUACGAAAGUUGGAGAUCCACAGGAAGUUAAUUCGAUUGCAGAUAUAUUUUGUAAGAACAGAAAAGGACCCUUGCUUAUUGGAUCGGUUAAGUCAAAUAUGGGUCACUCAGAACCAGCCAGUGGAUUAUGUUCAAUUGCAAAGAUUCUUAUUGCAAUGGAAAGUGGUAUUAUUCCACCUAACUUACAUUUUAAUAGUCCUAAUACUAACAUACCUACAUUGUUGGAUGGAAGGAUGCAGGUGGUUGACAAACCAUUGCCAUGGAAAGGUGGUCUGGUAGCACUGAACUCAUUUGGUUUUGGCGGAGCAAAUGCACACAUUGUUUUACGUAGUAACCCAAAGCCAAAAUUGUCACCAGUAUUGGAAACUAAAUUACCUAAACUUGUAAUUGCGUCUGGCCGUACUGAAGAGGCUGUUGACUUUUUGUUAGACACAAUUAAACAAUACGAACAGGAUGAUGAAUUUAUUUCAAUAAUCCACGAUAUACAUGCUGAUAAUAUUUCUGGACAUUCUGUGCGUGGGUUUGAAAUAUUAGGAAAUUCUAAUAUUCGCGAUGUCAGUCAAUAUAAUAAUUCGGGUAAACGACCUAUAUGGUUUGUAUUUUCUGGUAUGGGUUCGCAAUGGGCUGGUAUGGGAAAAGAAUUGUUUUGCAUUGAAACCUUCCAACGUAGUAUGCUACGUUGUGCUGAAGCGUUGAAACCAGAAGGCAUUGAUCUGAUCAAUCUCAUUCUACAUGGAACAAACGAGACUUUUAAGAAUGUAUUAAAUUGUUUUGUAUCAAUUGCUGCUAUUCAAGUAGCGCUUGUUGAUUUAUUAACGUUAUUAGAUAUACAUCCAGAUGGUAUCAUUGGACACUCUGUUGGAGAGUUGGGAUGUGCAUAUGCCGAUGGUACUUUUACACCUGAACAAACAGUCUUAGCAGCGUAUUGGAGAGGAAAAUGUAUAUUAGAAUGCAAUUUACCACCUGGAGGAAUGGCUGCGGUUGGUCUCGGCUGGCAAGAAACAGCGAAACAUUGCCCUCCUGACGUUUCGCCAGUUUGUCAUAAUGCUCCUGAUUCCGUAACGGUCUCUGGCCCAGCCGAUUCUGUUCUCAAAUUUGUAGAUGAAUUGAAAAGUCAAAAAAUCUUCGCCAAAUCUGUUGAUAGUUCUGGCUUUGCUUUCCAUAGCAAAUAUAUAGCAUCGGCUGGUCCCAAAUUACGUACAGUACUUGAGAAAAUUAUUCCAAAUCCAAAACAACGUUCUGCCAGAUGGAUCUCGAGUUCUAUACCUGAGAGUGCUUGGGGUGGUCCACUCGCACAACUUAGCUCAGCAGCAUAUCACGUAAACAAUCUUUUAUCGCCUGUAUUAUUCCAAGAAGCAUUGGCUUAUGUACCAGAAAAUGCAAUGGUUAUUGAAGUUGCACCUCAUUGCUUGCUUCAAGCAAUUCUACGCAGAUCCUUACCCCCAACUGUAACAAACAUUGGUCUUCACAAAAGAGAUUACGCAAAUAAUACAGACUUCUUUUUAAGCAAUAUAGGGAAAUUAUAUACCGCAGGUGGUCAGCCCAAAAUUUCCAAAUUAUAUCCACUUAUUAACUAUCCCGUUGGUCGUGGUACACCGAUGUUAAAUUCCCUUAUUAAAUGGGAUCACUCAACUGCAUGGAGUGUAGCUAAUUUUGCUAAUACAGCUCGUUCUGGAGAAAGUAUCGUUGAAAUUGAUUUAUCCAAAGAAACAGAUGCUUAUAUCAGUGGACAUACGAUUGAUGGAAGAAUUUUGUUUCCCGCAACUGGUUAUUUAACUAUUGUAUGGAAAACAUUCGCAAAACUUCACAGUACUGAUUAUGAAAAAAUGCCAGUGGUUUUUGAAAAUGUAAAGUUCCAACGUGCUACGAUCAUUCCAAAAGAAGGCUCAGUAAAAUUCCUAAUAAAUAUUUUUGAUGGUAGCGGUGAAUUUGAGAUUUGUGAAGGUGGAUCUGUUGCGGUUACUGGUAAAAUUCGUGUACCAGAAAACAUAGAAAAGGAACAAUUGAGCCUGCCAGCUCCUACCACUCAAGAUGAAACUGGCCUUAUGGAAUUAAAUACUAGUGAUGUUUACAAAGAUCUCAGAUUACGUGGUUACGAUUACAGUGGAAUUUUCCAAGGUAUCAAGAUAUCGGACAAUCGAGGAAUAAACGGACAACUUUCUUGGAAUAACGAUUGGAUUUCAUUUAUGGAUACUAUGCUUCAAUUUUCUAUACUUGGCAAAAGUGUCAAAGAAUUAUACAUUCCAACACGCAUACAACAUAUUUCUAUAAAUCCUACUGCUCAUUUGAAAUUAGUGAACAAACUUCCACAAGAAGGAGGAAGUCUUCCAGUUUAUAACUACACAAAUAUUUCUUGCAUCAAGUCGGGUGGCGUUGAAAUGAGAGGUUUGAAAGCAUCAUUAGCUCCAAGGAGACAACAAGUUCAAGCAGCGCCCAAACAUGAACGAUAUACUUUUGUACCAUAUGAAAAUUAUCAAAUCCUUUCUGAAGAUCCCGACAAAGCUAAGUUACAUAUUCUAACGGUUUUAUUGGGUAUUGUUCAUGAAAAUGUAUUCAGUUUUAAGCUAAAAAUAGCUGAAGUAGCUGGAGAAAGAGCAGCCGAAGCUUUAAUGUCAUCAUUGGUGUUACAAAUUUUGUAUAGCGAACCUGGAAUUAUUAAUAUUGAAUCACAACUGAUAACCACUUCGCCAGAUAAUUAUGCUGCAUCUUUGGAUCAAUCAGAUAUAAAGAUUGUAGCUAUAGAUAUAAACAAUGCACUUGCUGGACAGGAUUUACAUCUUGUAAUAGCAGCCGAUGUACUUAGUAACAAAUCUCUAACUGUCUUAGAAAACUUAUCUAAAUCGUUGAAAAAUGGAGGAUUUAUUAUUCUGGAAGAGACUGGAAAAUUCGAUGUGAAAUUAUUAAAAGGUACUGGAUUAACGGUCGUUAGUACACAAAUUAACGCUGGAAAGAUUUAUGUGCUUUUGAAGAAACUCGAACAGAAAGGUGAACCUAUAAUUAUUCAAAUUAACGAAAAGAAUUUCUCUUGGCUGGAAAAAGUUAAAGCUGUAUUGCAUAAAUCUGAAACGGAAGGUCAAGAGAUACUUUUCGUUAGUCAAGGCGAAGAAUUACUUGGAAUGAUCGGUUUCAUGAAUUGUCUUCGUUUUGAGAGUGGUGGGAAAAACGCUCGUUACGUUUUCAUUCAAGAUAAAAAUGCACCAAAAUUUUCUUUAACUUCAAAAUAUUAUGCCGACCAAUUAAGCAAGCAAUUAAUUGCGAAUGUAUCGAAGGGACGUCAUUGGGGAAGUUAUCGUCAUUUACGUUUGGAGCAACAGAACGACGCAUCGUCUCUGAAAGUUGAGCAUGCUUACAUUAAUACUUUGGUUAGAGGUGACUUGACUAGUUUAAGAUGGAUCGAAAGCUCUUUGAGUUAUUACCAACCUGAAAAAUAUCCAGACACUGAAAUGUGUAGCGUUUAUUAUGCUCCGUUGAAUUUCAGAGACAUCAUGUUAGCUACUGGAAAGUUACCACCAGAUGCAUUACCAGGUGACAUGGCUUCUCAAGAUUGUAUUUUGGGUCUUGAAUUUUCUGGUAGAAAUACCAAAGGACAAAGAGUAAUGGGAAUGGUAGCGUCUCGAGGGUUAGCAACAACCGUCUUAGCAGAUCCAGGAUUUAUGUGGGAAGUACCCGAUAAAUGGAGCUUAGAACAAGCAGCAACUAUUCCAGUUGUCUAUGCAACGAGCUAUUAUGCUCUCUUUGUACGUGGUAAAUUACGACCAGGUGAAAGCGUUUUGAUUCAUGCUGGUACCGGUGGAGUUGGUCAAGCAAGUAUUGCAAUAGCUUUACAUGCUGGAUGUAAAGUAUUCACUACAGUAGGAUCUGAAGAGAAACGAACUUUCCUAAAAAAGACAUUCCCGCAAUUGACCGAUAAAAAUAUUGGUAAUUCAAGAGAUACCAGUUUCGAACAACUGAUUCUAACUGAAACUAAUGGACGCGGAGUUGACGUUGUUUUGAAUUCAUUGGCGGAAGAAAAGUUACAAGCUAGCGUGAGAUGUCUUGCAAGGGAUGGCCGAUUCCUUGAGAUUGGUAAAUUUGAUUUAGCAAAUGACAGUUUUCUAGGAAUGUCUGUUUUCUUAAAGAACACCACAUUCCAUGGUAUACUAUUGGAUGCGCUAUUUGAAACUAAUUGUCCAGAGAAAAGAGAGGUAGUAAAAUUAGUUAGCGAAGGAAUUAAAAAUGGAGCUGUAAAGCCACUCCAAUCAACAGUCUUUUCGGAACAACAAAUUGAACAAGGAUUUAGAUUUAUGGCCACUGGUAAACAUAUCGGCAAGGUAUUGUUAAAGAUUCGCGAUGAAGAAACACAGAAGGUCGUACAACCAUUCUCAAAGACUGUAGCAGCUAUUCCACGAACAUACAUGAAUCCAGACAAAUCGUACAUACUUGUUGGCGGUCUUGGUGGAUUUGGAUUAGAACUUGCAAAUUGGAUGAUAACUCGAGGUGCCAAGCAUGUUGUUCUGACGUCAAGAUCAGGUAUACGAACCGGAUAUCAAGCAUUGUGUGUUAGACGUUGGCGUGAAUCCGGUGUAAAUGUUGUCAUUUCUACAAUCGAUGUUACAACAUUAGCUGGUGCAGAGAAAUUAAUUGAAGAAUGUAAUAAGAUAGCUCCUGUUGGUGGCAUAUUUAACUUGGCUGUUGUCUUGAACGAUGCUCUCAUUGAAAAUCUUAAUGAAAACAAUUUCAAAAAUGUUGCAUUACCUAAAAUUGAUGGCACAAAGAAUUUAGAUUUAGCCUCAAAAAAACAUUGCCCUUCUUUGGAUUACUUUGUUGUAUUUUCAUCGGUAUCUUGUGGAAGAGGCAAUAUAGGACAAACUAAUUAUGGUCUUGCUAAUUCAGCAAUGGAGAGAAUAGUAGAACAAAGACAAUCCAAUGGUUUACCUGGUUUGGCUAUUCAAUGGGGUGCCAUUGGUGAUGUUGGUUUAAUUUUAGAAAGUAUAGGAAAUAACGAAACAGAAAUAGGUGGUACUCUUCCACAACGUAUAAGCAGUUGUCUCUCAUCAUUGGAUGUAUUCCUUCAACAAUUCCAUCCUGUUCUAUCGUCUUUAGUUUUAGCGGAAAAACAUAAAGCGACUGAUAAUUCGAAUCAAGUUACUCUCGUCCAAGCUGUUGGAAAUAUUCUAGGAAUCAAAGAUGUCAAGAAAAUAAAUCCAAGUAAUACUUUGGCUGAUUUAGGAAUGGAUUCAUUAAUGGGUACUGAAAUAAAACAAACUCUUGAAAGGAAUUACGAUUUAGUCCUAUCAGCUCAAGAAAUUCGUGGAUUGACGUUCAAUAAAUUAUUGGAAUUGUCAUCCGAUAAUAACACAGAUACGAAUGAUGCUGCUGCAGCAACUACAAAUAGUAAUACGACAGAAAAUGUAACAGACGAAUUACUAUUCCAAUAUUACGAAACCGAAAUUGUACCUAAAGUAUCUCUCGUAGAAUUAGAAACUAAGAAUUCAAAGGGUACACCAUUGUUCUUGGUUCAUGCUAUAGAAGGAAUCAUAUCUCCUCUUAAAACUUUAGCUGCUCAAUUAGAUCGGCCUGUUUGGGGAUUUCAAUGUACCCAAGAUGCUCCGCUUAAUUCCAUAUCGGAAUUGGCUGAAUUCUAUAUAAAGAUCAUGAAACAGGUACAGAAAAAAGGUCCAUUCCAUAUAGGAGGAUAUUCUUUUGGUGCCUGUAUAGCUUUCGAAAUGGGAUUACAAUUAGAAAAAACUGGUGAAAAUGCUGUUUUAACUCUUCUCGAUGGUUCACCGGCAUUUAUUACUUUGCAUACGCAGAAAAUUGGAAAACAAGGUAAUCAGAUAAAUAAAGAUGAAUUAUUUGACGGUUGUCGAAAAGCUUUGGCAUUCUUCUUGAAACAAUUUAGAAAGGAUAUCAAUUAUCUUCAGGCAUAUAGUAUCUUAAAAGACACAGAAACCGAAGAGCAGACGUUAGAUAAAAUGUUAGAAGUAAUUGGUAGUACGCCAUUCAAACCAGAGGAAUUAAAAAUCGCUGGUAUAUUAUUUUACAAAAAAUUAAGAGCCGCUAAUGUUUAUCAACCCAAUGAUAAAUUUAAGGGUGAUAUUACAUUACUCAAAGCCAAAGACAAUUUUGUAGCAUUGAAUUACGAUUAUGAUCUUUCAGAGAUUUGUAGGCAAAAAGUUAAAGUCGAGGAAUUACCAGGUAAUCAUAGAGAUAUUUUAGUUGGCGAUGGUAGUAAGAAAAUAGCAAGCGUUUUGCGAGUAUAAAAUUAUUUUUAAAACGAAAAAGGAAAAAUAAUUUUUUGUUUUAACCAAUACCAAAUUUGAUACUUUAUCUUAUUGGAUAUCUAUGAAGUCGUUUAAAAAAGAUAUUAACGUUCUGUAAAGUAUCGUGAUAUACUGUUUAAUUAAAAGUAUCACUAAUGAGAGAAAGAAAGAAAGAAAGAAAGAUUAUAUAUAUAUAUUUAUAUAUAUAUACCUAUAGAAUUUAGUGAUAAUAAUGACUCGUAUGCAAAGUUUUGAAAGUUCCUUUUGUACAAACAUUCCUUCGUCGUAAAGAAAAACUGUCUAUAUAUGUAAUAUCGUUUAUUGAAAUAUAUAAACUUUUGCUUUGGUGAUUUGGAUCACGAUAAUCUUUUGAAGUAAACGCAUGUUUUUAUUACAUAAAUUAUCAAAAAACAACGUGCCAAGCACAGAGCUUUAGUUUAUAUAAAUAUAAGCUAUUAAUAAUUAAUAUAACUUAAAUUAAUUGUGUAUAAAAUAAAAAAAAUAAGAUAAAAAUAAAAAUAAAAUAAAGGACUACUUUAAAUAAGUAGUUGAUAAGUUCGUGAUAAUAAUAAGCACGAAAAUAAUACUAGAAAGAUGAUGAGAAGAAUGAGAUGUCUAGCGUGUAUUUUUUGGAGAAGUCUCAAGUACUAUAAAAUCUUUCCGCUGGUUAUUGGUGGACAAAAUAACCAUCGUUAAGUUUUAUAGUUAUAUUAUCAUUAUAUUUAUUCUGUUAUUAUAUAAUUAUAAUAAUAAUCUCAUAAUCAUUUGUUGUGUUGUUUAUCUCUUUAAUUGUUUUUUCUAAUAUCGGUAUGUAUGAAAGGCACAGAAAUAACGCAGAUAUCAUAAUUAAAUUGUUUUUACAAAGAGUAUAUAAGAUAUUCACGUGUUAUGUUUUUUAGUAGAAUAAAAAAGUGGAAAUAGAACAAAAUUAACACAAAUGCUUGUUAAAGAGCGUUACGAUAGAUAUGAUAUUUGUAAAAUAUAUGCUAGAAAUAUAUUUUUUUUUAAUGUAUGUCUUUGUUUGCGCUAACAUUUUUCUUUUUUUUUUUUUACGAUUUAAUCUAAAAUUAAGGUGAAGUCGCUCCCGCGUGGUCUAUAAAGAUUCCCAUUCCUUUUGUCUCUCAUAUUGUCCUCUUAUCGCUAAUCACAUAAACACCAUGAACGUGAAUUUUUCUAUCCUAUAAACCCUUAAACCGAGAAUGCCUAUACUCGUUCCUCCACUCUCUGCUACCAAAAAUCGCUACCGCACAAUUUAUGCAAUAAAUAAUUUACUAUUGUUUUAUCAAUUUUUGAAGAAAUAUGAAAAUUCUUUAAUUAAUAUAAUUAGCGAAUUAUAUAGACAGCAUUUGUUUUAUCGAUAAAUGUAAAUGAAUAUUACCGGUGGAAUAAACAAAAUUGCAUAUCUU
Molecule: messenger RNA, 8817 nt
Organism: Polistes canadensis
Lineage: Eukaryota; Metazoa; Arthropoda; Insecta; Hymenoptera; Vespidae
Gene: FASN1
Product: fatty acid synthase
Exons: 10
Coding region: 206-7411 (2401 amino acids)
Biological process (GO): fatty acid biosynthetic process
Molecular function (GO): phosphopantetheine binding; oxidoreductase activity; fatty acid synthase activity
Source: RefSeq, a predicted model, not a curated record